Molecule: messenger RNA, 1758 nt
Organism: Fukomys damarensis (Damara mole-rat)
Lineage: Eukaryota; Metazoa; Chordata; Mammalia; Rodentia; Bathyergidae
Gene: Tcn2
Product: transcobalamin 2
Exons: 10
Coding region: 245-1534 (429 amino acids)
Biological process (GO): cobalamin transport
Molecular function (GO): cobalamin binding
Source: RefSeq, a predicted model, not a curated record
AGCUCGCUCACGUGACCGUCACAGCUCCCAGUUCUGUUUCUUGUCCACAGCCGGGUCGGGGCCCUUGUAGGGCUGCUUCUGCGAGGAGCAGAGCAGCACGCUGCAGGGAGUGGAGAGAUUAAUCAGUGACCGAGAAGCUGUCUUGCGGGGAGCGGUGAACUGUUUGAUCAGACAGAUCUUUGUAGGACUCAGCCCCAGCAGUUUCUCCUGCUCCCUGCCUGCUGCCCAUCCACCUGCUCCUGCCAUGGGGAGCCUCGGGGCCUUCCUCUUCCUGCUGGGGGCCCUGGAGGCUGUUGCUGAGAUCUGUGUCACACCACGGAUGGACAGUCAGCUGGUGGUGAAGCUUGGCCAGUCCCUCUUGCCCCGGAUGGACCAACUCUCCCGGGAGAACCUGAACCCCAGCAUCUAUGUGGGCCUGCGCCUCUCCAGCCUGCAGGCUGGGACCAAGGAAGACCUUUACCUGCACAGCCUGAAGCUCGAUUAUCAGCGGUGCCUCCUCGGGCCUGCCACCAGUGAUGACGCCGGUGACUGCCAGACCAAGCCUUCCAUGGGCCAGCUGGCCCUCUACAUGCUUGCUCUCAGGGCCAACUGCGAGUUCAUCGGGGGCCACAAGGGGGACAGGCUGGUGUCACAGCUCAAGUGGUUCUUGGAGGAAGAGAAGAGAGCCAUUGGGCACAAUCACAAAGGCCACCCCCAUACCAGCUACUACCAGUAUGGCCUGAGCAUCCUGGCCCUGUGCGUCCACCAGAAGCUGGUUCACGACAGUGUGGUGGGCAAGCUCCUGUACGCUGUGGAACACGACCACCAGGACCAUCUCUCUGUGGACAUGGUGGCCAUGGCGGGCUUGGCCUUUACCUGUCUGGAGCGCUCCUACUUCAACUCUGAUCUGAGACAGCGGAUCACCACGGCUCUUGGGACAGUGCGAGAGAAGAUCCUGAGGGCCCAGACCCCUGAGGGCUACUUCGGGAAUGUCUACAGCACCCCACUGGCACUGCAGUUGCUAACGUCCUCCCCCAUGUCUGGGCUGGGGCUGGGCGCCGCGUGCCUUAAGGCGGGGACAGCUCUGCUGGCCAUCGUGCAGGAUGGAGCCUUCCAGAAUGCUCUCACGAUUUCCCAGCUGUUGCCUGUCUUGAACCACAAGACCUACGUGGAUCUCAUCUUCCCAGACUGCCAGGCACCAAGGGCCCUGUUGGUACGAGCUCCUGAGGACCUCUCAUCGAGCCACACCCCAGAGGUCAUCAGCGUCACGCUGAAGGUCCCCAGCAUCCUGCCGCCGUACACACGGGCAGUCUCGGUUUCGGCGGGGUCCUCCUUGGAAGACGUGCUGAAGAAGGCUCAGGAGCUAGGAGGAUUCACAUAUGGAACCCAGGCUUCCUUGUCGGGUCCCUUCCUGACCUCUGUGAUGGGGAAAUUGACGGGAGACCGAGAGUUCUGGCAGCUCCUCCAAGCCCCUGACACCCCUCUUCUGCAAGGUAUUGCUGACUACAGACCACAGGAUGGAGAAACCAUUGAGCUGAGACUGGUUAGCUGGUAGCCCUGGGUCUCUCACCCCGCGGCCUUGCACACUCCCUGGGCCUCUGUCCUCUUCGCUGACAUCCUGGUACCCGCGCUUGCCUGACCCUGAAGCCACCUCCUGUGUAUUUGGAGCACCGCCCCCUGGAUCAUCUCACCCAGCACCUCUGCGAGGAUCUGAGCCACGUCCUGCACCGGAGCAGGGAGCCCAGCACCUCCUCUGGGAAGCCACAGGCCUCAGGAAGU